Messenger RNA from Guillardia theta CCMP2712, 345 nucleotides. RefSeq lists its product as hypothetical. The coding region runs from base 1 to 345 and encodes 114 amino acids. The record is from RefSeq and is a predicted model, not a curated record. Gene Ontology annotation, molecular function: protein binding. Lineage: Eukaryota; Cryptophyceae; Pyrenomonadales; Geminigeraceae. The transcript is spliced from 7 exons.
AUGGAAGGUUUACAGCUCAUUCAAAGUCGGGCCAACGUCAACGCCAGAGACAAUCUUGGAAGGACUCCUCUUCAUGCAGCCGCCUAUGCUGGAUCACUGGAGGCCGCCAAGGUCCUUGUAAAGUUUGGUGGUGACAUUUCAUGGUUCUUGAUUUCGCUGGCAUCGCCUCCUCAGGGUUCCCCGGCUGCUUCCGCCCCUCAGUCCCCCCUCUCUCAACGAGGCUCGUCCACCAUUGACCGUGAAGAGAAAACUUCAAGGAGUGCGCCCAUUGCAUCUCCUUCCAAGUUUGCCAGCCCCAUCCAAAACGAAGUGCAUUACAAUCUCUACACGCCUGCGCGGAGGUAG